Poecilia reticulata (guppy) is the source of this 3231-nucleotide messenger RNA. It is a transcript of the gene mafbb, whose product is annotated as v-maf avian musculoaponeurotic fibrosarcoma oncogene homolog Bb. The record is from RefSeq and is a predicted model, not a curated record. NCBI's taxonomy places the organism in Eukaryota, Metazoa, Chordata, Actinopteri, Cyprinodontiformes, Poeciliidae. Gene Ontology annotation, biological process: regulation of transcription by RNA polymerase II. Gene Ontology annotation, molecular function: RNA polymerase II cis-regulatory region sequence-specific DNA binding; DNA-binding transcription factor activity, RNA polymerase II-specific. Gene Ontology annotation, cellular component: nucleus.
AUUGCUUAGGUGUGAUAACUAGUCAAGAACACAAAAAAAUUAGCACAAAGCAGAUUGUUAGAAGUCUAGCCUACUUUGUUGAGGAUAAUUAGUAUUCACGAAAAUGUAUUUUCGUGUUUUUCUUGUUAAUAGUCACAGUAAUUCAAUGUAUGUGUGUGUGUGUGUGUGAGGGAAAUAUAUCAAUUAAAAGUCUUUUAAAAACAAAAGUUCCAACCAAGGACUGGGUUUGCAAGUUAGCUUGUGGCUAGAAAACCUACGCACAAAACAAUGCCUGUUUAGUUUUUGACAUCAGGGUUUCCCACCCACUUUACUACUUUGUCACUGUGGAACAUGGUGGAGGUCACAGAAGAAUCAGUUCAAACAUACAGCCAGAACUACAGUGGAAUGGUUUAAAACAACGCAUGUGUGUGUGAUUAAGUGUCCCAGUCAAAGUCUAAACCAAAAAUACAUUGAGAAUUAGUGGUAAAACCUGAAAACUGAUGGUCACGGACUUUAUCUAUGGAGCCUGGCUGAGCUUGUCGUCUUCCAAACAGGAAAACAGUUUGGAAGACAACAAACGUGCAAAGCCGAAAAAUGUUGUAACCAUUUCCUUUUUCAUCCACCUCAUGAAUGUGUCUAAAAAAACAACAACAGCAAAACGAAAUUACAACUAAACUGCUAAUAAAGUUUCUAAGAAGGCACAUGCAAAAUAUCGUCAAUAUUCUUAUUGCCAGCAUUUAUUUUAUCAGUAUUAUAUUUGCCGUAGUGUAUUUUUUAUUUUUACUUGAUCUAAAAACAGCGCUGUUUUAUUGUUAAUGCAAAAGCAGACAGGUUGCACUGAACGUGGUCUUGGCACAUCACAGUUUUAAGUUUGGGGAAUCCCUGAUCUUGCACCUGCAGUGUGAACUUUUAUCCACAAGAUGUCAGUAUUCACAAAAGUACAACUCGGAAGACAACAUAAACCAGUGUUGUUUUAAAUGACCCGACUCUCUGCCCUCCUUUUUGUCUAUCAGAAUUUUGUUUUUAUUUAUUUUCUGAUAAAUAAAUAGCCAAGAAAUAAAAUAAGUAUUGGGAAAAAUACGGUAUUUCAGACCCAAUUUAGAUUUAUUUAUUUAAUGAUAAGAGAUUAAUAAUGUCCCGCUGCUCUCUAAAAAUUCAGUUUGGCAGCACACACCACUAUGAGUCAGGAGCAAAUCUAAAUUAAAAUGGGUAGAACAACAAUCUUUACAUACUGGUGUUUUGUUUUAAAAAAAGCUUCUCCCGUGGACGGUAGGAGGGGGAGACACGGAAUAGCUUUUAUGCAAAUCAGCCUGUUCAGCAUGUUUCCAUUGGAGAGCAGCGUGGAGGUGUAGUCUGGAAGGCGUGACUUCGUGUCAGUUCAGCUUUAUGAAGAAAGUGCGCUUCUCCUGAGCUCACAGAGGUGCGUCCAGCAUUCAGGAGUCCUCACAACUCUCAGAUUGGGGGUUCCUCCACCCGGGCAGGUGUGGAAGAUACAGGUUUUUUUUUUUUCUCCAUUUUUUUUUUUUUUUUUUUUUAAUACUUGAUUUUAAAGUUUGGAGGUACUUUCCCUUUUUCAUUUUUGCAAGUGAGGCCCUUUUUUCCCUCCUCUCACUGCAUGAAAUAUAUGUGGCCGCUUGGAGCUGCGUGACGAGGCCACCUUGUUCUAUAUCACAUCCUAACUUGGAGUGGUGGUGGUAGGGUGGGGGGUCUGCAGAAUACUCCCCAUGGAUUUCACCAACGACUUUGAGUUCAUGAAGUUCGGCGUCAAGAAGGAGACCAUGCAGAGCCUGGACCGCUCCUUCAUCGGGCCGUGCGGCCAGCUGCAGAGACCGGACUCCGUCUCCUCCACCCCGGGCAGCACGCCUUGCAACUCGGUCCCCUCGUCGCCAAACGUCAACCCGAACGAACAGAGAACCAACCCCGGGAGCGACCAGUUCUGGAUACCCAACAACAACGGCGGGUACCCUCAUCAGAUGUACCCCCAAGCCUUCGGCCUGACGCCCGAGGAUGCGAUGGAGGCCCUAAUAGGGGCCACGACGCAGCAGGGACACCCGUCUGCGCCCCACGGCCACCACCCUCAGUCCUACCAGCCGGACUACGACGGCUACGGCCACCUGAGCGACCCCGUCCAGCACUACCCGGGCCUCCCGGGUCACCCCGACAUGCAGGGCAUCCCGGGCAGCCACUGCCAAGACCCCUAUCUGAAAGACGAAAUGGGGAGCGAGUCCCCGGAGUCGCCGGAGGCUCAGCAGGUCCUCGGGGCUCACCACCAGCUCCAGCAGCCGCAGCACGGCCGCCACGACCGGCGGUCCAACGCGGAGAUGCACUUCUCGGACGAGCAGCUGGUCUCCAUGUCCGUCAGGGAGCUCAACCGGCUGCUGCGGGGCCUGAGCAAGGAGGAGGUGAUGCGGCUGAAGCAGAAACGCCGGACCCUGAAGAACAGGGGCUACGCGCAGUCGUGCCGCUUCAAGCGCGUGCAGCAGAAGCACAUCCUGGAGCACGAGAAGACGAGCCUGGUGACGCAGGUGGAGCAGCUGAAGCACGAACUGAGCAGGCUGGUCCGGGAGAGGGACGCGUACAAACUUAAAUGCGAGAAACUGUCCGGUGCGAACUGCUACCACGAAACCGGCUCCACCAGCGACAACCCUUCCUCACCAGAGUAUUUAAUGUGAGUUAGUCAUUUAAAAAACAACAACGACGAAAUUCAUCCCCAUCAUUGAAAUGCAAUGACUGAAAUAAUAGCUUAAAAAACAAAACAAAAACAAACAAAAAACUAAUGAGAAUGAGUGGGAAAGGGGGGGGAUUGCAGUGAUGCAUGCAUGCUGGUCAUGUAUGAGAUGUUUUUAUUUUAUACUGCCAUAGCUUAUCUGUAUUUUGUCUGAAAGGAAAUACUUGAAAUCAGAUUUGCUUUUAUUAGCAUCCAUGUAAUCAUUUAGUUAAUGGUUAAUUUUUAUUGAGGUGAUUUUUUUUCUCUCUGCUUUUCUUUUUAUUGCUCAAAUCAUGGUUUGUGUUUAUGCUUUUUUUUUUGGGGGGGGGGGRGUUGAGAGGUUUAAGGGGGGAGAGAAUGGUUUACUUAAACAAGUCAUACUCUUUGUGAAUUGGAUUCUGCUGGACAGUAUCAGCCUUUCUUCCAAAAAAGUAUCUAAUUAUACAAAUAUAUGUGUAGUUUUUUUUCCAUCUAAUAUCUGUUUUUUUGUUUGUUUGUUUUUUUUUGCAUUUAUUUGGAUCAAUAAACCUAAUCUGACAGUUUAA